Messenger RNA from Mesoplodon densirostris (Blainville's beaked whale), 2889 nucleotides. RefSeq names its product autophagy related 9B (gene ATG9B). Gene Ontology annotation, cellular component: phagophore assembly site; autophagosome. Gene Ontology annotation, biological process: protein localization to phagophore assembly site; autophagy of mitochondrion. The record is from RefSeq and is a predicted model, not a curated record. NCBI's taxonomy places the organism in Eukaryota, Metazoa, Chordata, Mammalia, Artiodactyla, Ziphiidae.
AUGAAUCUGGAGCGAAACUGGGCUGCUGCUCUCCGGCCUCCCCACUGGGGGUCUGAAGGUGGGACCGUGGGGAUCUCCUUCCAUCUGAGGCUGUCUGCGCCUCCUCUCCAGUCCCCGCUCAGCAAUGCAGACCUCUUCGGAAACAGCAGCAGCUCCCAUCCUUCCAAGAUUUCAGGAGAUGCCGCUGACCUGACGGUGAGGCAAAUGGGCGGGGGGUGGGGGACCAGGGGGCAGCUGGGGCGGUGGGGAGACCUGGGGCGUGGAUCCGUGCCCCUCCUCCCCAUGCCACUGCCUCCUCUUCCUCCUCCUCCGGGUCGGGGACCUGGGAGAGGGAGGGUCUCCAUCUUCUCUCUGGCCCCUGCCCCUCACACAAAAAGCACCCCAUCCUCAGCUCCUUCUUCAGCCCUGGGGCCCCCCUACCCAGUGGUGCAGGCCCCAGGGGCUUCUCAGCCUUGCUAUAGUACCCUCCCCACUCCCGCUACCCCCGCCACGCAGCCCCGGCCUGCGAUAUGCCCCCAGGACCCUCCUGGGCUGCGGAUAAGCCCUCUGAUCCCUGAGCAGGGUUAUGAGAGACUGGAGGACUGUGACCCUGAGGGGUCCCAAGAUUCAGCCCUCCAUGGGGAGGGGCAGCAGCCCCUGCUUCACGUGCCUGAAGGGCUCCGAGGCUCCUGGCACCACGUCCAGAACCUGGACAGCUUCUUCACCAAGAUGUACAGCUACCACCAGAGGAGUGGCUUUGCCUGUAUCCUGCUGGAGGAUGUCUUCCAGCUGGGACGAUUCAUUUUCAUUGUCACCUUCACAACCUUCCUUCUUCGCUGCGUGGAUUACAGCGUUCUCUUUGCCAACCAACCAAAAAACCGAGCAAGACCUGGGUCGCUCCACAGCAAAGUGACCUUGUCAGAUGCUAUCCUACCCUCAUCCCAGUGCCGCGACAGAUCCGCUUCCAGCCCCCUGCUGGUCUUCCUGCUGAUCCUGGCUGCUGCCUUCUGGCUGUUCCAGCUGCUUCGCUUGGUCUGCAAACUCUGCAGCUACUGGGACGUCCAGGUGUUUUCCAGGGAGGCCCUGCACGUCCCCCAAGAGGAGCUCAGCUCGGUGCCCUGGGCCGAGGUGCAGUCCCGCCUCCUGGCGCUGCAGAGGCGCGGGGGGCUGUGCGUGCAGCCGAGGCCGCUGACGGAGCUGGACGCCCACCACCGCACCCUGCGCUACACCAACUACCAGGUGGCGCUGGCCAACAAGGGCCUGCUGCCGGCCCGCUGCGCCGUGCCCUGGGGAGGCAGGGUGGCCUUCCUCAGCCGCGGCCUGGCGCUCAACGUCGAUCUGCUCCUCUUCCGCGGGCCCUUCUCGUUCUUCCGCUGCGGCUGGGAGCUGCCCGACGCCUACAAGCGCAGCGACCGGCGGGCCGCCCUGGCCGCGCGCUGGCGGAGCACGGAGCUGCUGCUGGCGGCCGUGAAGCCGGCGCUGAGCCCCCUGGUGCGCUGGCAGGUGCUGCACGCCUUCUACAGCCGCGCGGAGCUGCUGCGGCGCGAGCCCGGCGCGCUGGCGACGCGCUGGUCCCGCCUGGCCCGCCUGCAGCUGCGCCACUUCAACGUGUUGCCGCACGAGCUGCGCGCGCGCCUGGCCCGCGCCUCCGGCCCCGCCGCCGCCUUCCUGCGCGCCCCCGCGCUCCUGCUCGCGCUGCUGGCCCGCCAGCUCGUCUUUUUCUCCGGCGCGCUCUCCGCCGCGCUGCUCGUGCUCACCGUCUACGACGAGGACGUGCUCUCCGUGGAGCACGUGCUCACCGCCAUGAUCGCGCUCGGGAUCUUGGCCACCGUGGCCAGGUCUUUCAUUCCGGGUGACCAGGGCCAAAGUCGUCCGCCGCAAAUCGGGCUGCCGGCGGCCUUGGCGCACAUGCCCUACCUCCCGGAGGAGAACGGCCCUGCCGGCAGGACCAGCGCUUACCGGCAGAUGGCGCGGCUGCUGCAAUACCGAGCGCUGAGGGUCUCCCUCGCGGAGGAGCUCCUGUCCCCUCUCCUCACGCCACUGUUUCUGCUCUUCUGGUUUCGCCCUCGCGCCUUGGAGAUUAUUGACUUUUUUCGUCAAUUCACUGUAGAUGUGGCCGGGGUUGGGGACAUCUGUUCCUUUGCCCUUAUGGAUGUGAAGCGCCAUGGCCACCCUCAGGUAAGAGCCUGUCCCUGGCUUGGCUCUCAGAGGACAGAGGCCUCACUGUCCGAGCGGGCUGAGGACGGGAAGACUGAGCUCUCACUGAUGAGGUUCUCCCUGGUUCAUCCACAAUGGUGCCCCCCAGGCCACAGCUCCAAGUUCCUGGGGCACCUUCGAGGCCAGGUGCAACAAGAUGCAGCCGCCUGGGGCGCCAGCUCGGUUCGCAGCCCCCCCAGCCCUGGGAUCCUCAGCAGCUCUUCCUCCCCUCUGCCGGAGGCCUCAGCCAACCUCUCGAUGCAGCCCCUCCUGCCCCCCCAGGACCUGAGCCCCAUAGUCCCCUGCCCAGCUGCAGCCACGGCCAGCCUCCUGGCCUCCGUUUCCUGAAUGACCCAGGAUUCUAGCUGUGUGUCCCCAGGUGGCACUGGGGGCCAGAAGCUGGCCCAGCUCCCAGAGCUUGCAUCUGUUGAGAUGAGUCUCCAUGCCAUUUACCUGCACCAGCUCCAUCAGCAGCAGCAGCAGGAACUGUGGGGCGAGGCUUCAGCCUUCUCCCUAUCCAGGCCCUGGUCCAGCCCGCUGCAGACACGCUCGCCGGAUGAGGAGAAGCCAUCCUGGUCCAGUGAUGGCUCCAGUCCUGCUUCCAGCCCCAGACAGCAGUGGAGAACCCAGAGGGCCCAGAAUCUGUUCCCUGGAGGGUUGCAGGAGCCCACAGACACCCAGAAGGAGCCUGGCCAGGCCACUAGCACUGACUGA